This is a messenger RNA of Chelonus insularis, 2198 nucleotides long. RefSeq names its product complex I assembly factor ACAD9, mitochondrial-like. Lineage: Eukaryota; Metazoa; Arthropoda; Insecta; Hymenoptera; Braconidae. Bases 162 to 2057 code for a protein of 631 amino acids. Gene Ontology annotation, molecular function: flavin adenine dinucleotide binding; acyl-CoA dehydrogenase activity. The transcript has a single exon. The record is from RefSeq and is a predicted model, not a curated record.
UUCUCUCUGCCAAUACACACGUGUUUAUAUUUAUCGGGAGUGGAGUUACAAGUAAUACUGGAAAAGUGGAAAGUGUAAAUGGUCGACAAAUAUUACAUACUUUUAUAAAUAAUAUAGAACGACAAUUCAAUCAAAUUUAAGAAAUAAUAAAAUAUUCGAUCAUGUUGACAAGAAGAUUAAUCAAUAAAUAUAAAUUACCACAAUUUAUUUGUGUAAUUCCACAACUAAAACAGUUUUCAUCAAACGCAACAGAUCCUAGUUUAUUUAUUCCACCAGAAGUAAGGUUAUCCGCUCCGAAACCACUGUUACCAGAACGAGAACCGUUCGUAAAGAACUUUUUUCUUGCGAAAUAUGAUACACAUUUUGCUGCUUUUCCAGAACCUCAAACUCCUGAUAGACAUCGAGAUUUUUUUGAAUGGCUAAAGCCUAUUGAAGACUACAUUUAUAACAAAGUGGAUAGUGCUGCAAUUGAUAGAACUGCUCAAAUACCUAAUGAAAUAUUAGAAAACUUACGAAAUUUAGGUGUAUUUCAAGCAAUAGUUCCAGACAUAUAUCACGGUAUCGGAUUAAAUAGCAGUGAAAUAGCAAAACUUGUAGAAACAGUUUCAUAUAUUCCUUGUCUUGGUGCAUAUCUGGUAAAACAAAUAGCAGCAGUUCAAUUAAUAUCAGAAUUAGGUUCUGACAAACAAAAACAACUUAUUUUGCCAAGAAUAGCUAACAGAGAUUUAAUUCCUACAAUUUGUAUAACGGAAGACUUUCAAGGAAUGAAAGGUUCUGCUAUCACAUCAGUUGCUAGAAGAUUGGAUUGUAAUGACUUUUAUCUUUUCAAUAGCAUCAAAACUUUUGUUCCUAAUGCUGAAAACUCUAAUUUAUUUAUUGUUUUUGCUGAAUGCUCCGAUCCUGAGUUAAAAAUUGAACCAGAAAAUACUAUUUCUGCUUUUUUAAUUCAAAAAGACUGUGAUGGUCUUGAAAUAAAAGAACCUGUUAAUAUUACAGGUCUUCGAGGUUUUUCACUUAGUGAAGUUCAUUUUAAAAAUACUAAAAUUCCUGCAGACAAUAUGCUUGGAAUCACUGGAUCAGCAGCAAAUAAAUUUUCAGAACUUUAUGUAAAAGGCAAAGAAUACAUUGGUUGUCAAGCUAUAGGAUUACUAAAGAGAUUUUUAAAAUUAUUUGUUCUUUACCUUAAGAAACAAGAACAUUUCAAUACUACAUUAUUUCAGAAUGAUUCAGUUCAAGAAACCAUUGCAAAGAUUGCUUGUAUAAUAUAUGCGAUGGAGAGUAUUGUUUAUUUUACUAAUGGUAUGAUAGAUGGUUAUGCUGGUCAAAACUGUGACAUUGAAAAAUGUAUCAUUGAAGUCUACUGUACUGAAAAAUGUAUUGAGAGUAUUUUGUUAGGGAUACAAUUUUUAGGAGCGAUUUCUCAUGUAAGAGGAAGUGAAUUAGAUCAAUUAAUCAGAGAUGCAUUAUGUCUUACAUCUAUUGAUGGACCUGUUGCUCCUACAAAAUUAUUAAUAGCAAUGUUAGGUUUAAAACAUAGUGGACAUGAAUUGGCUGAAAACAUAGUUGUAAGACGAAAUCCUGUACUGUUUCCUGGAAAGGUUUUCAAACACACUUUGUUUAAUUGGAAUAAAGAAAAAGAUUUAUAUGUUGAUGAUAAUUUACAUCCUACAUUGCAGCCCACUGCAAAAAUAUUUGAAACAUUAUUAAAAAAAUUUUCGAAGGAUAUUUAUAACUCUUGUGCAAGAGAUGGACAAAUGCUCAUGGCGAAAGAAAUGGAAUUAAAAAGAAUUAGCGAAUCAGCUAUUCUCUUAUACGUUCUAGCUGCUAUUUUAGCCCGUUCAUCAAGAUCAUAUUGUUUAGGUAUGAGAAAUUCAGAACAAGAAAUUCAAAUGGCACAAGUAUACGGAUAUAUACUUGGUAAAGAACUUGAUAAAACAUUGUAUGAUAUCGAAUUUGGAGAACAUAUUAUUGGAGAUUUUAUUUUGAAAAAUGUGAGUGAUACCAUUUUUGAAAAUGACAAUUAUGUUAGCGCUCAUCCAUUAGCACGAAACUUUUAAAUUAUUUCUAUUCAUUUUUUUAAUAGACAUGUACUAAAUUUUGAUCCUUCUGUACGAUAGUAAAUAUUUAUAAAUACUUGAAAUGCAUUUGUAAGGAAAAAGUCAAGGUGUAAUCAAUAAUGUAAAUAAAAUUUAUUCGGA